AUGUAUAAUACCAGUUUAUUUGAUAAUAUUACUGAGUUCUUAAAUAAAACAUCGUAUAAUUAUCAAGUCGGUGAUUUACUUGAACCAGAACGAUUUUCAGCUUUUCAUGUUCAUCUUAUUAUUUGGACAUUUUCUGUGUUAACCUAUUUACUAUGCAUUCCAUUAACAAUUCAUUUUUAUCGUACUCGAGCUUAUUUAAAUACAGUUGAUUAUUUUUCAUUACAAAUUUUCUUAUGCUGCUUUAUUGCAUGGAUACCGGCAUUCAUUCUACUUAUUCAUCAUUGGCUUCAAAAAUCGACGUUAAAAUUUUGUCGAUUUCAUUAUGUUUUAUUAUCAACAAAUGAAACUGUUCCAAUAUUGUUUGUUAUUUACAUGGUACUUGAUCGAUUUUUGUACGCUUAUCCUCAUUUGAAACAAAAAUGUUCAAAAUUAACGAGUAUUCAAGCAUUACACGUUUACGCUCUGUUCACAUGGCUACUUACAUUGAUGAUAUUCGCCUUGGCUAAUCCUUUUGUAACUCGUGAUUCAAUAAAAUCAUUACCAUUUAUCAAAGAAACACAGAAUUACUGUACAUAUAAUUAUCAAAAAUUAGAAAUGGUACAACGUGUACGUUCAAUUUUCUAUUUUAUUAUAUUUGUACCAACAAUAGUUCUUCUGGGUUUUGUACUGUAUUAUUUCUAUAUAUUGAGAGGAACAAAUCAAAUUCAAAAUAUACAAAAGCUGUGGACAAUUAGAGCGACAUCACUCUUGUUUACAAUUGUUCUUUUUGAUAUUUAUUUAUAUUAUUUAGUUAAUGUUAAUCAAACAUAUAAAAGAUUUAUUAUAUCACAAAUUUUUCGUUCAAGUUUUUUUCUUGUACAACUGUUGAUUAUUUCUGUUACUAAUCCACAUUGGUUGGAAUUGAUAUUAGACAAUUGUUCAUUGUGUUGCUUAAGAAGAAGAAAACGAAAUAUAAUUCCACCGACAAUUAGUAAUACGACGAACAAUAAUAUGACAGCACCAAGUAGUGGACAGGCAGUUAGCGGAGGACGAGGCGUGCAGUCACCGCCUUAUGCAUCGACUACCAGUCAUUAUUCACUUGUUGAUGAAGAUAUGGACGAUGAAUUCGAUCAAGCACAAGAUCAGCUACAUCCAACAUUAAGAGUUAUCUGA
This is a messenger RNA of Didymodactylos carnosus, 1152 nucleotides long. The record is from the annotation of a GenBank genome assembly. NCBI's taxonomy places the organism in Eukaryota, Metazoa, Rotifera, Eurotatoria, Philodinida, Philodinidae.